UCGUUGUUUGUGGUGUGUAUUUGAGAUUUAAGUGAUUGUUCUGUGUUUGUUACAUUGGAAAUGGAUCAGCCAUGACGCACCCAAAUUUUCAAACUAACGGAGCCAGUUUAGAAGAUUGCCACACGAAUUUCUUCGCUCUGACUGAACUUUCCGGCAUCAAAUGGCGUAAGCUAGUCUGGUGCGAGGGUUCGAGCGGAGGCCCUCCGGGGCCCCACGGGCCCUCCGAGCCUCUGGACGACCCUGUGUUACGCAGCUACGCUCGCUGCCUGGCGGCCGACAUCCUGUGUGUGUGGCGGCGCGUCUCGACGCCCCGGCAGACGGACGUCUUCGAACUGGGCCCCCCGCCCCCGUCGCAGCCGCCGCCGCUGAACCUGUCCGCUUCCAAGGAACUGUGGAUCUUCUGGUACGGCGAGGAACCGGAUCUAAACGAGCUGGUGGCGCCAGAACUGAACGUAUCAGAUGGCGAGCAGGGAUCGUGGGAGAGCGGUCUCAGCUACAAGUGCAGAUCUCUGCUGUUCAAGGCCCUGCACAACCUGAUCGAGCGGUGUCUGCUGUCGCGCGACUUCAUCAGGCUCGGCAAGUGGUUCGUGCAACCGUACACCGGACCGAAGAAGCCGACGACGCAGCAGGCGAACGGGACUUUCGACGAAGAGGCGGCCUCCAUGCCCACCGCCAACGCCUCCAACCACCUCUCCUUCUCGUUCGCGUUCUUCGUACACGGCGAGAGCACGGUGUGCGCGAGCGUAGACGUCAGGCAGCAUCCGCCAGUCAGGCGGCUGACGCGCGCGCACAUCCACCAGGCGCAGGCUUCGAAUGGCACCAAAGUGAUAUUGGCCCCUUUUGGUCUCUGCGGCACCCUGAUGGGCCCCAGCUUCAAGUCGGCAGAUUCGUCUGCCCGUCUCCUGGACGAGUGGAGUCAAUUCUAUCCGGUCGACAGGUCGCUGGGACUGUCGGAAAGUAGCGUCGUCGAGGUCGUGGUGGGCGGGGUCAAGAUGCGCUAUCCGUCAUGUUACGUCCUGGUAACCGACAUCGACGACGCACCUCAGACCACGCCCGAGACUCCGCCCCCUCACGUACCCACACCCACGCCCGGCACCGACAGCAACAAGAACGAAACAAAUACCCCCAUUCUGGUACCUACCCCUCCACCUUCUCCGGUACCCAUCAACAGCAAGGUACCGCAACCGGGGCCCUAUCAAGUGUCGACAGAACACAUGAACUCGAUGUGUCGCGAGGCGACGGCAGCUAGCAUCCUCACGGAACGGACGUGGCAGGAAUGCGUGCUCGGGGGCCCUCCGGGGGCCAACGGCCCCGCCGGCCCUUCGAGCGAGUUCAACGGCAACUGGGACCUGUUGGAUCCGACCAAGAGGGUCGGUUGCGCCUGCUCCAAGUGUCCGCCAGCCUUCAGCCAACAGGAGGGAGGACCCCUAUCGUACCCCCGCACCCAGGAGUCGAUGGCGGUACCGUCGGUGGGCAGUCCGCCGUCGGUGGCGCCCUCUCCCCUGCCCAACCCGCACUCCCAACAGCCGGCGUCCGUGCCGCCGGGCGAACCCCUGCUGCCCACCCUGUCGCCCCAUCCGACCAAUCCGUCGCCCUUCACCAAGUCCUACACGCCGCCCGAGCAGCCGGCAAAGACGCCGGCGGGCGGCGCGAGCGAGGCCAACAGUCCGCAGGUGCCGCCGCCUAGCGUUCCCGAGGUGAAGACGGAAGCUCUGCAGGGCGGCGGUCAGUCGGUCGGGGGCGGCGGUGGCGGACUCUUGAAGCGACCCCUGCUGACCAGCAAGGACUACGAGGCGGAACUGGGCGAGGAGGAGCAGAGUCUCGAGAUGCUCUACGACUAUUCGACGAUGAACGCCUGGCUGAACCAUCCGGUCAAGAGGUACAAACCCAGUUCCAAAGAAAACCUGAGAAAUUCGAACAAAAACGACAUCUACUCGAUGUACACACACAACGGGAUGUCGAACGCGAGCUACGACAUGGCCAAUAACGUAAACGUCAAGACGCAACCUUACGUGAAACAGGAAUUGAACCAGGAACAGAGAUGCUCCGGCGAGGGCGACGCCUCGAUGGUACCGGGCAUGUCGCACGGCAUCAAGAGGCCGGGGGACCCUUACGAGUUCGACGAAGAGGGAGGCGGUUCCUCCUGCAACAUGGACGGAUUCAAGAGGGGCGGCCCCGGCAGCAACAUAAAGGAGGAACCCAAAGACGCGAAGAAGACUAACCUGUUCACCAGCGAGGGCCUCCAGCCCUCGUACAAAGAUCUCGACCAAAUAUUCGACAAUUCCGACGACACGAGCAGCGACGAAGCGAUGCAGAUACAGACGCCGCCGGGGUCGACCUUUUCGGGCGGCCACGAGGACUCGAAACGUUUCUCCGGCGGGCACAGCUCGACGAGCAGCGGCGGAUGUCCGACGAUAGGCAUCCUCAGACCGGAGGAACUGAGCAAGAUGUUCCCGACGCCGCCGAGCCUGGAACACAACCCGAUGCCGUCUCCGUGCGGUCUGAUCGACACCCAGACGCCCGAUUUUACGGAUCUCACGCAGGGCGUCGUCAGGAUAAAGCAGGAGAUCUACCCGAACAUGGGCAGUCCUCCCGAGGAGCAUAUAGAAGACUGGAGUUAUGUGUUCAAACCGCCGGUUAUGUGUAAGAUUGUCGGAUCGAGCAAGUACGCCCCUUUGACCAAUUUACCAAGCCAAGGAUUACCUGUGAUGCAACUACCACCGCAUUGUGUUUAUAAGCCGUCGUGGUUACAGAUGGCGGAGAAACAGGCGCAGGCGCAGCAGCAACAGCAGACGCAGACGCCCGCCGCCCAAACGACAGCGACGCCCGCGCAGCAACAGACGUCGUCGAAUCACCACCAAACCAACGCAGUACCUAUGGCCAACCCGUUGACGCCGGUGGCUACACCCAACCCUACCAUAGUACCGGGCGGGACCGGCACCCCUCACCAUCAGCCAAGCGGGAUCAACCCGUUUUCUCCCGCCGGGUUCCGACCGCCGCCGCCUCCCUACGAACUGCCCAGUCCGGCGACGUCGAACGCGAGUUCCUACCUGAACAAGAACUUGAAUUCCGUGGAAGCUGUCCAAACGCCUUCAGUUCAGAGGGCGCCCGAAGCGAGCGCCCUCUUGUUAAACAUUCUGCUCACCGACACUGCCUUCAACAUAUUCAGGGACCACAACUUCGAGAGUUGCACGCUGUGCGUCUGCAACGGCACCGGAAACAUCAGGGGUUCGGACGCCGCCGUCUACUUGAUGAACGGCGACGGACCGCCGCACCACGGACCCUACCACGGUUCGCACCACCUGAACAACGGCCUGCACAAUCCGGACAGUCCUUACCCUGGGGCGAUGAUGGGUCAACCGCCCCCCUACGGCAUGAUGUCGCCCAAUCACCACGGACAGGGCCACUCGGUCGACGAUUCCAUCAGGUGCAGCUGCGGCUUCUCGGCCGUGGUCAACAGGAGGCUCGCCUACGGCAGCGGUCUGUUCUACGAGGACGAGAAGGAGAUCACCGGUUUAUCUAGAGAACCCGGCUCUAUGAUAAGGGUUGUUCCAGGUAUAGCCGACGACCCGGCCGAGAGAAAGAAGACGUCCCUAUCUUCGUACCUGGUCUCGACCAAUUCGCUGAAGACGGACGCGAACGUGGACCGCGAUCAGAUCGACGGCCUGCCGCACUACCUGCUCGAGCUGAUCAGGGAUCAGUGCGGCGUGAUACCGAACAACGUGAACGCCCUCUGCAGGGCGGCCGAUUUCAUCAAGACGCAGAGGGGCGUGUUCUCGAACACGGUCAACGUGCUCGAGUACUCGGACAGCAACGAGGUCACCGCGGUGGCCCUGGAUCAGAGCAGGCAGGCGUCCGCGGACGCCCUGGGUUCGUGCAAGAUGGAGGAGGCGGGACAGAGGCAUAAUAACCAACGGUCCAACAAGAUGGCCGUGCACAAGUGGCCGUUCCUUAGAGCUUGCGGCCCGCAAUGCAACCAGGACAUAGUGAGGGUGAUGAAGGGUCUGAGGCCUCUCCUUCAGGACGCCAUCCAGAAGAAGUGUCAGACCAGGCUGUGGGAGGCUCCUUCCGCCGUCAAGGGUCCCCUCACGUGGAGACAAUUCCAUCGACUCGCCGGAAGAGGCACCGACGAUCGCUGCGAGCCCCAACCCAUCCCCUCCCUGGUGGUCGGACACGAGAAGGACUGGCUGAGCCUGUCGCCUUACGCCCUGCAUCACUGGGAGACGCUGCUGCUCGAGCCGUAUUCCUAUUCGAGGGACGUGGCCUACAUAGUGGUGGCGCCCGAUAACGAUUCGAUACUGCCGAGGGUCAGGUGGUUCUUCAAGGAACUGAGCACCGCGUACGAGAUGUGCAAGUUGGGCAGGCACAGUCCGAUCACGAAGGUGCUGAGGGACGGCAUCCUGAGGGUCGGGAAGACGGCCAAGGCGAAGAUCGGCAACGAGGCCGUCGAGGAAUGGUUCACGAUGCUGGGAGAGAGCGAGACUACCGACAUGCUCAAGUUGUACGCUCAGGUGUGCAAGCACCAUCUGGCGCCUCAUCUGCAACAGGUGCCGAUGGACAAGACGCUGCUGGAUCCGCCGCCGGAACCGGGCGACAAACCGGCGCCCAGUCCCAUGCCGCCGCCGAGCACGCCCGACGGAAACAGUCAACAUUCGGCGCCGCCCGAGAAGGCGCCCGCCACGCCCAAGAGUCCAGCCGAUCUGGACGGGACGAAAGAACAAUCGGCGUCGGCCACGGCCGCGUCUGCGGUCGACCUGAGCCACGACGAGGAGGAGCGGGAGGUUCCCUGCGUGGUCAUAUAUCUGGUGGAACCUUUCUCGAUGGGUUCGGACCAACCGGAGCUGCAGCGACUGGCCUGUCUGGCCUUGUUGAGGUGCUUUCAGUCCGUCCUCGCCGCCGUUCCCGACAACAUCAGGAACAACAUCAACGUACAGAUCAUUUCGCUGGAGAGCAUAGUGGAGUUGGGCAGGUCGAGAGAUCGAACGAAGCACAGCGACCACAUGAGGGCGCUAUCGUUGAACAUCUUCUCGCAGUGUCGCAGACUCCUGAUCCACACCAAUAACGUGAAAUCGCUGACCGGCUUCGGUACCGCGGCGCAGGCCGACGUCUUCCUCAAGAGCAAAGACGAAAAGAACAGGGCGCCCUACAAGAUGUACACGCCGCCCUACAUCCUGGCGCCGAUGAGGGAGAAGGUAGAAGCGGUGGAGUCGUUCGGCAAGGGUACCGGAGACCAGGCCUCGGUGCUCUAUCUGAGCUACUGCCUUUCGGAAGAUCAGAGUUGGCUGUUGGCCGUGGCCACGGAUGAGAGGGGAGAGAUCUUGGAGAACAUAACCAUCAAUAUCGAUAUACCGAAUAGAAGUCGCAGAAAAAAGGCGUCCGCCCGCCGCAUCGGUCUGGAGAAACUGAUGAACUUCAUAAUCGGCGUCUUGUCGCAAAGCGCCCGGCCCUGGAGGCUGGUGGUCGGUCGACUGGGCAGGAUCGGACACGGGGAGCUGAAGGGAUGGAGUUGGUUGCUUAGCAAGAAGAACCUCCUGAAGGCGUCGCAACAUCUCAAAGAGCUGUGCACCCAGUGCUCACUCAUGUAUCCGUCGUCCGUGCCCUGCAUUCUGAGCGCGUGCCUUGUCAGCCUGGAACCGGACACCACCUUGAGAUUGAUGCCCGACGAGUUCACGCCAGACGAGCGCUUCAGCCAGGUGAGCGUCAAUUCGCAAUUGUCAACGCCGCAAGACGUGUCUUGCACGCACAUACUGGUAUUUCCCACCAGCGCUACCACGCAGUCUUCGCAGACCGCCUUCCAGGAGCAGCACAUAACGCCCGAGCUCGGCGACGAGGAGAUCUUCAUCGCCCUGAACGACGACAUGCCGGAGUGCAUAGAUGGAAUGAACGAUUUCAGCGACAUCUUCAACUGGACCGACUCGGGGGCCGGCGGGGGACAGAGCCCUAACGGGAGCCCGAGACGCGAGGAAUCCGGACCCGGCAGUCCCGGAGGUUGCGGCAACAACAUGGGUCGUCAGGGCAGCCCUUACCAAUCGGGCAACAACAAGAUGGGCGAUCCCGAUCAGACCGAAGAGGUGGGCACGCUGCUCCAGCAACCGCUGGCGCUCGGCUAUCUGGUCUCGACGGCGCCAACCGGCAAGAUGCCGAAAUGGUUCUGGUCGCAGUGUCCGCAUCUGGAGGGCGUCUGUCCCGCCUUCCUGAAGAACGCCCUGCACCUGCACAGUCCCAACGUGCAGCAAAGUUCCGACGAUCUCUUCCAACAGUCUGCCGUUACUUCCCAUCCUCUGGAUUCCACUUAUACCACCGAUGUCUUAAGAUAUGUUUUAGAAGGUUACAACGCCCUCUCUUGGCUAGCCUUGGAUUCCAACACAAAGGACAGGCUGUCCUGCCUGCCUGUCCACAUGCAGGUUCUCGUUCAGCUCUACCACACCACCGCGGCACUUAUCUGAAUCGACCGCUGAACCCUAAACUUUCCGAAUUCACCUAUCGAGAAUCGGAAUUUAAAAAAGAGUAUGAAAAAGAAAAAAAACUCGUGUCCUAUUUUCGAUUUUAAAUGUUACCAAAAUUACAUUGAAUUUUAACCUUCAUCCGAUGGGAUUCCAAAAAAAGUUUUAAUUUAUUUUCAUCACGGCCUAUACUACCUUCCAUUUCGAACGAAUUAAUACUCAAAGCUAUGAGAUAGAUUUCGAUUUGAAUCUAUAUAUUUUUUUAAAACGUGUAAAUAUUGCGUGAACUGUAUAUUACCUUUUAAUUUAUAGAGCUGAAUCGUUGUUUUUAAUUCCUGUACAAACUAUUGUGAUAUUUAGACUUUAUUUUCUCCUGACCUUUUAAACCCUAGAUUUUAAUGCCAAAAACGAUUUGUACUGCAAUAUUUAAGUGAAAGAAAGGGUUCAGUGGACUUACCAAGGAGAGUGCACGGUGUUCGUAUUUAUUUCACUCAUUUAAUUAUUUUUUCAACAAAUACAAAUGUUAUCGUUUGUUUGUUAUAAUUUUAUUGGUUGUUAUGAUCUGUAACAUAUUGUAUUUAGAACAAAAAUAUUUAUUUAUCCUUUUUUUUUUUAAUUGUACAACUUUUUUUGUACUUGUCAUUGGAAAUAUCAAAAGACAUGAAUUGUUUCCGAAUUAUGCUUUGAUAUUUUCGAAUGUAUCGACCUGAUUGUGAAUCGAAGAUGGAAUUUUUUGAAGAAGUUUUUGAGAUGUUUCCGAAAAGGGCCACAAGGACGUUGAAACAUAUCUUGAGGGAGCUCACACAUCCGAGAAAUUCUAAACGACACUAAAGAAGCUGUACAUUUUCUAGCUGAUGGUUUUUUGUCAAAGAUGUUUUUAGUGUUUGUACAUACAACAGUAAAGUGAACUAUGUUUAGGUAAUAUUAAUCAAAAAAGAAGCAUUUUAAGGUUGAGAAUUCUGUAAACCUUCAGUAUUUGACUUCAUCGUAUCGAUCUCUCUGUAAAUGUAAAUUCGAAAAAAAUUGCUGGGGCCAAUUUGAAGCUAACGCAGCCUCAGACUUUAAUUGCAGAUCUUUAGAACAAGAAAAAUCCCCUGUUUUCUUUGUUUCAACUGUUGCUACAUAAUGUGCAUUUGAACUACUUGAAUAGAAUUGAAAAUUGCAACUAUACUGUAGUUCUGGCGUUAAUUCUUGGGAAUCUGUGAUUUUUACUCUGUUUACCAUUUAUUUGAUGUAAGUAUUGAGCUCUGUCCAUGUCCAACCUAGUUUAACAGUAUUCAAUUUCUAUCCCAAUUAAUUUCAUUCGUGUUUGUGAAAGAAAAAAGUAGAUAAUGAAUAAAUUUGAAAUUUUGGAAAUCGACGCAACCCACACGAAGAAUGAACAUAUAUAAAAUAUAUUUUUAUUAUUUAACAUAUAGGAAUGUUGAUUCUUGUUCAAAAUGAAAAAUGUACCAUUUUUCUUGUGUAUAUAAAACUUAGGAGUACUUGUUGUAUAAAUAUGUCAAUUUUAGGGAAUUGGGAAAUAGUUAAAUGAAUUUGUACAUAUUUUAAUGAUAUUAGCUGAAUUAGUGAAUAUACAUGAAAUGUUAAUAACUUUAUAAAUAAUUAUAUACAGAUAAUUAGGCAUUACUAAUAAACCUCUUCAUGAGUAAA
Messenger RNA from Coccinella septempunctata (seven-spotted ladybird), 8096 nucleotides. It is a transcript of the gene skd, whose product is annotated as mediator of RNA polymerase II transcription subunit 13. Gene Ontology annotation, biological process: regulation of transcription by RNA polymerase II. The transcript has 24 exons. Gene Ontology annotation, molecular function: transcription coregulator activity. The record is from RefSeq and is a predicted model, not a curated record. Lineage: Eukaryota; Metazoa; Arthropoda; Insecta; Coleoptera; Coccinellidae. The coding region runs from base 72 to 6446 and encodes 2124 amino acids. Gene Ontology annotation, cellular component: mediator complex.